Messenger RNA from Fusarium coffeatum, 990 nucleotides. RefSeq lists its product as uncharacterized. NCBI's taxonomy places the organism in Eukaryota, Fungi, Ascomycota, Sordariomycetes, Hypocreales, Nectriaceae. The coding region runs from base 1 to 990 and encodes 329 amino acids. The record is from RefSeq and is a predicted model, not a curated record. The transcript has a single exon.
AUGAAGCUCAACCUCUCUGGUCUGCCACUAUUGGCGCUGUGUCAACUUGCCGCUGCGUCACCAUGUAAGCCUCCAAGUUCUUCGUUGACGACUGGCUUGACUACCGCCGAUGCCAUUACAGAGCACUCGACGACAGCCGAAUCCAUUCCGAUCUUCGAAACUAAUUUGCCAUCCUCGAUCGCCACUACGGCUCAGACUGGGACAACUGAGUCGGUGGCCACUCUGGAGACUGAUACUGUUUCUGAGUCUGCUACCAGCUUGGAGGCUUCCACCGCUUCUGAAUCUGAGACUUUGUUGACAGAAUCUAUUACCUCCACUUGGGGUGCCAGCUCUUCCCAGGCUGCUCCUACAUCUGAGCGUACUGUCAGUUCUCAGGCCACAUCAGCUUCUGAGACCGAGGUUGACAGUACGACAACUGAAAUGGUAGCCACUCCCGAGUCUACUACAACCUCUGACAUGCCCAUAAUCUCAACUACCUCAGCUGAACCAACAACCACAACAUCAAGCAUCCCGCAGGAGCCAAACAACGUACUCCAAAAUCCCAGCUUUGAAGAAGCCACCAUUUCGCCAUGGACCAAGGUCGCUAGAGUCGGCACCUGGGGCCUAUCGACGUCCGAAUCCCGGACUGGCGCGCAGUCUGUUCUCUUCUCCUUCCAAGAUCCAUCGGCUUUCAACGCCUACAUACGGCAACAAAUAGACACAUCCCUUCUCCAAGCCAACAAGAUGUACGAAUUCACUGUGUAUACAUUGGCAACUGUGGAAGCAUCAUGUGCGACACGAAUCAUUUCAUGUCAUACGGGAAUCCAAAACAUGGUCGGUAGUAAGCUUGGGUCUUCAGCGAAUCCAGGUACUUGGCAGCCUCUGAAGGUCGAGUGUACGUGGUCGCAAGCUGAGUUGGAUGCUGGGGCGUAUAUUAGGAUUUUCUUGUAUGGUUCUUGCGUGAAAAUGGACUGGUUUAUCGAUGAUGCGACUUUUGUUGAGGCUGUUUAG